Styela clava is the source of this 8863-nucleotide messenger RNA. Its product is annotated as dnaJ homolog subfamily C member 13-like. Gene Ontology annotation, cellular component: endosome membrane. Gene Ontology annotation, biological process: receptor-mediated endocytosis; endosome organization; regulation of early endosome to late endosome transport. The record is from RefSeq and is a predicted model, not a curated record. Lineage: Eukaryota; Metazoa; Chordata; Ascidiacea; Stolidobranchia; Styelidae.
GUGGUCGUUAUCAACACUCCAAGUGAUUUUUUCAAGAUAGGAUUGGACUAUCUGUUAUUGGAUAAAAAUGUCGCAAUUAAUUCCUGACAACAUUGACAUUGCGUGCUACUACACUACGAAACACUCAUGGAGAGGAAAAUACAAGCGAGUGUUUUCUGUUGGAACGAAAGGAAUCACAACUUAUAAUCCAUCAACAUUAGAAGUAACAAAUCAAUGGCCGUAUAGUGACUUUGCUGGAAUUCUUGCGGAAAGCAAAUCAAAGAAUUUAAAUGAAUUUAUCAUUUCAUUGCGAAAAACUGGAAAAAAGAAUGAUACGAUGAGAUUCUCUUGCGACCAUAGGGCUGAUGUUAUCACUGAAGCAUUGAGAUACUGCAAGCAUUUUUCUGAAGCAUAUCACAAGGUUCAAAGAUUCAAUGCAAGGAAACAUCAUUGGAGUGAUACAAGACUUCCAGUUUUAUUGGAGGUUGGAGCAGGAUCUCUUCAUCAACUCGACCCAACUUCAAGCAGAGUUCUGGCUUCUUAUGACUACAAAGACAUUGAAGGGUUCACAGAGGUUUCAGGAUAUCCUGGUGGAUUUGCUGUUAUUUACAGUUUCAGUAGAUUGCAUUUAUUCAGUUGUACAAACCCUGAUGAACUAAUUAAAGCAUGUGUAGAUGCUGCAUCAAGGAACGUUGGAAUUCAACUUAAGAAACGAAAAGAUCCGAUCUCAUUCGAUCAAUUCGUGAAUUAUCGAUUUGGAAAAUUUAGCGAUGAUGAACAAGUAACAAGUGUUGCGGAAUUCUCGGUGCAGAAAAUAACGCAUAGAGUUAAUGAGCCUGUAAGAAGGACGUUAUGCCUGAGUGAAUCCUGUAUUAUUGAAAGAGACCCAGCAACAUAUAAUAUCGUGACAUUGAGACCUUUAUCUGAGGUAUUUUCACUUGUGCGGGACGUUGUAAACCCUCAGAAGUUUACAAUAGAAUAUUGCAAAGGACAAAGAAGGUAUUAUUUAUCAACAGACAGAGAUUCAUUGCUUGCUACUCUAUUAGACGGAGUCAGAGCAUCUGGCAACAGGGAUGUUUGUGUGAAGAUGAUAGAAACGAACCUUGGGCAGAGGAUGGGACCAAUGUACGUCCCAGUAGAAGAAGACGUUGAAUCAUUACAUCUAAGAUUCCUAGCUCAACCUCCAACCGGAAACUUUGCUGAUGCAGUGUCUAGGUUCAAUAAUUGUAUCCAAUAUAGUGGGUUGCUCUGGGCUGUAAAACAAGAUGGAUUCUUCUCAGAAAAUAAAGAGAAACUCAUCAAUGGUGCAAUAAAUGCUUUGCUCGAGAAAGAAGGUGAUCAAAACAGCAUAUCAGACAUGGAAAUGGAAUCUCAGUUUCAUGCAGUCAGACGUCUCGUUGCAUCAAAGGCUGGUUUUAUGGCUUUCACUCAAUUACCCAAGUUUCGAGAAAAGCUUGGUCUGAAGGUUGUGAAAGCCUUGAAGCGUGAAAAUGAUGGAGUAAUGCAUGCGGCUUGCGAUAUGCUCGCUACCUUACUAUGUCCUAUGCAUGAUGAUUAUGACCUACGUCAAGAACAAUUGAACAAAUCAUCUCUUUUGUCAUCGAAGCAAUUUCUGCAAAGUCUAUUGGACCAGUUUGCAAUAAGAGUGAAUAAAGGCAGAGGAGCUUUAGUAAUCAGUGCAAUGCUGGAUUUCCUCACAUUUUCAUUGUGCGCUCCACACAGUGAGACAACAGACGGGAAAUGUUUUGAACAACUUUUACAAAUGGUUGCAGAUAUGGGUAGAAGCAUAUUCAAGUUAUUUCAGCAUCCUUCCAUGGCAAUAGUGAAAGGAGCAGGGAUGGUCAUGAAAGCAAUUAUAGAAGAAGGAGACUCUGAGACCGCAGCACAUAUGCAAGACUUGGCCCUUGCUGAGGGAGCUCUGCCUCGUCAUCUGCACACUUCCAUGUUUACUGUAUCAACAGACAUGAGGAUGUUGACCAAUCGCCAACUGAGCCGCCAUCUUGUUGGAUUGUGGGUAACUGGUCACCCUAUUGCUAUGGGACUUCUGAGAAGAAUACUGCCUGCAGGCCUUCUUGCCUACUUGGAUUCAGAAGACAGUGUUCCUGAGAAUGAGCAGGAUCUGAUCAAUAUAAGAGACAACUUGAAACAUGCUAUCGAUCAAACUAAAGGAAAGCAGUCUCAAUGGAAACAACUAGACAAGAAUUUAAAACAGAUUGAAAGAGUUGUCUCAAAGAAAGCGAACAUUCUUCUAACUCAUUGGAGAGAUCAGAUGGGAAUAGCAAGAAAGGAGCAGCCUCAGCAGAAGCCCAUAGUGUUAAGAAAACGAAGACAAAGAAUCAAAUCUGAGGCAAAUUGGCCGUUGUUCUAUUACCAAUUCACCAUGGAUCAUUCAUUGCCGAACUUGAUUUGGAACUACAAGACACGAGAAGAACUGCGGGACGCUCUUGAAAACGAAAUGAGAGCUUUUAAUGUUGACAAAGAACUUGGUCAAAGUAUUGAAAUAUCCUGGAAUCAUCAAGAGUUUGAGGUUCAAUAUGAAUGUCUAGCCGAAGAAAUCAAGAUCGGAGAUUAUUAUUUGAGACUUCUUCUUGAGGAAGAUGAAAAUGAAGAGAAUGGCGCCAUCAAGAGAUCAUAUGAAUUUUUCAAUGAUCUUUACCAUCGUUUCUUACUGACACCGAAGACAGCCAUGAAGUGCAUGUGUUUGCAAGCAAUGAGCAUUGUAUAUGGGAGAUGUUGGGAAGAGAUCGGACCUUUCAAUGAUACUAGAUACCUUGUUGGGAUGCUGGAAAGGUGCUCAGAUCGACUUGAACGUGACAGGUUGAUUUUGUUCAUCCAGAAGUUAAUAAAACAUAAGAAAAACGUUAAAGAAGCACUCGAUGCAAAUGCAAUCCGAAUUCUUGUUGACUUACUGAGUCUAGCUCAUCUUCAUACAACACGAGCUUAUGUUCCGACUCAAACCAACGUCAUUGAAGGAACAGAUGAAAUGGUAGCGGGAGCUGCAGAGAAAGAAUGGUAUUUUGGAAAUAAGGAAAAAGAGAGACUUGGACCUUACAGUUUCAAUGAGAUGAAAGAUUUCUGGAAAGAUGGCACACUGACACCUAAAAGCCGAUGCUGGGCACAAGGAAUGGAUGGAUGGAGACCAUUACAUGCAAUCCGACAACUGAAAUGGUGCUUGAUGGCCACUGGUCAAGCAGUUAUGAAUGAAACAGAUCUUGCUAUAACUAUAUUAAACAUGCUAAUCACUAUUUGUGAUUACUAUCCAAGCAGAGAUGCAGAUAAUGCUGUGAUUCGUCCACUACCAAGAGCGAAAAGGUUGCUAAGUGAAACUGUGUGUCUUCCCCAUAUAGUGCAGCUUCUCUUGACCUUUGACCCCAUACUUGUUGAGAAAACUGCAGUUGUAUUGCAACAUGUCAUUGAAGAUAAUCCUAUGCUUUCUAGAAUGUAUUUAACUGGUGUCUUCUUCUUCAUCCUAAUGUACACCGGCUCCAAUGUGAUCCCAAUUGGAAAGUUUUUGAAAUAUUUGCAUUUGAAACAAGCAUUCAGGACAUCUGAUGAGAAUGUCUCUGACAUGGUCAGCCACUCAAUCCUUGGUGCAUUGCUACCUGAAGCCAUGAUACAUUACCUUGAGAAUUAUGGUGCUGAAAAGUUUGCUGAAAUAUUCCUGGGAGAGUUCGAUACCCCAGAAGCUAUCUGGAACAGUGAAAUGAGACGUUAUCUGAUUGAAAAGAUCGCAGCCCAUGUCGCAGAUUUCAGUCCACGUUUGAUGAGCAACACCAGAGCGCUGUACCAGUACGUUCCCAUUCCAUCUAUAAGUUAUCCACAACUAGAGGAAGAAUUGUUCUGCAACAUGUAUUAUCUUAGACAUCUCUGUGAUCAAACGAAAUUCCCUGAAUGGCCAAUCAAAGAUCCGAUCAAACUUCUGAAAGACGUUCUGGAAGCCUGGAAAAAGGAAGUUGAGAAGAAACCUCCAACAAUGUCUGAGGAUGAUGCUUAUGAGGUUCUCAGGUUGCCAAAAAAUCAAGGCCCGAUAAACGAGAGCAAAAUCCGCAAAGCAUAUUUCAGAAUGGCACAGAAAUACCAUCCUGACAAAAACCCAGAAGGAAGGGAUAUAUUUGAAGCAGUAAACAAAGCGUAUGAAUUCCUAUGCGCCAAGAAAAAGAAACGUGCAAUAGAUGGGCCUGACCCAGAGAAUAUUUUACUUGUCUUGAAGACUCAGAGCAUCUUGUUCAGCAGAUAUAAAGAAGAACUUGAGCCAUACAAAUAUGCUGGUUAUCCUGCGUUGAUCAAAACAAUAAAAAUGGAAACGACAGAUGAUAAAUUAUUCAGCAAGGAAUCUCCUCUGUUGCCAGAAGCUACAGAACUAGCUUAUCAUACUGUCAACUGUUCAGCAUUGAACGCUGAGGAAUUGAGAAGAGAGAGUGGUUUAGAGAUUCUCCAAGCAGCAUUUACUCGUUGCGUUGCAAUGUUGAGCAACUCUUCUCAGCCUACAGAUGUUGCUGUACGAGUGUGUAUGUACAUAUGCAAGUGUUAUACUGUCGCUGCCCAGUUCGAACAAUGUCGGGAGAAGUUUGUUGAGGAUCCUACGAUCGUCAGAGAUGUCUGCAGAAUAUUAUAUUAUAAGAAUCUUCCGAAAUUAUGCACAACUGCCACCGAGUGUGUGAGUGCUUUUGCGAUGGACAUGGCAAUGCAAACUCAGUUAUUCAAAUCCGGUGUCAUUUGGCAUCUACUCCUCUAUUUAUUCAAUUAUGACUUCACAUUGGAAGAAGGCGGAGUUUCAAAGAGUGAAGAGUCCAAUCAGCAGGAAAUGGCAAACCGACUUGCUCGUCUCUCUGUCCAUGCACUGGCGUGUUUAGGUGGUUACCUCACAAAAGAAGGGGGAAAUCCCCUUGUACAAAAGUCCCUCAGUGCUCUCAUCACUGGAUAUUUGGCGAAUAAACUAGGAGAAGGAAACUAUGCAGAGAAUCGUAUGGAUAAUUUCACUGAGGUACUGAAAAUCCUUAACAGCAAUACAGAGAACCCAUACUUGAUAUGGGAUAAUUCUACAAGAAUUGAACUGACUGAGUUUUUGAAGGAACAACAAAGAAUGGUUAUAAGAACAGGAGAGUGUGAUCCAACAUUUGGGUCAGAUUUUGUGUUCACCGUCCACGGUAAGGAGUUGAUCAUCGGUGACAUAUUUGUGAGGAUUUACAAUGAACAACCUACGUUUCCUUUAAUGGAACCUCAUACUUUUGCAAAGAAACUUCUGGAUUACCUGGGAUCACAGGCCGAGUAUGUCCUAAGUUUAAUGGCACUAAACCAACAACAAAUCCCAAAUGGUGAACAGAGACUACGCAAGGAACAAGGCCAUCCACCUAUUCCACUCAAGCCUACGAAACUGAAACCGACAGGCCAAUCAGAUUUGAUCAGCAUGGAUAAGAACGCUACGAAGCCACUUGUGCCUGCAAAAUCUGUCUCUAACGAUCGACUUGCGAAUUGUGAAGCUGCUCUUCAAGCUUUAUCGAAUGUGAUCAAGAACUGCCCUGGCACAGAAGCAGUUUGCAUUGGUCAUUUCAAGUUGAUAUUUUCACUUCUGAGAGUGGAUAAUGCUUCCAAGAUGCAGCUGGUAGCUUUAGAGGUGCUAAGUGGAGUUACCGGCAACAGAGAAUGCGUUCAAAACAUCGCGGAUUCAAAAAUUACUUCUUUACUGUUGCUAACACUGGAAUCAUUGCCAGCUGGCAGGGGACUCAUACUUGUAACUUUACAUGCUCUUGCAUCCAAUACUAAGAUUGUUAAAGAAGUUUUAGAACAAGGUGGAUUAAUCUACUUGCUUGAUUUAUUCUGCAAUUCCACAACUCCUUCUGUCCGUGAACAAACAGCUGAUCUGUUUGCAAAGCUGUCUUCUGAUAAGUUGACAGGACCUAAGAUCCGAAUUCUUCUGAGCAAAUUCUUACCCUCCAUAUUCAUGGAUGCGAUGAGAGACUCACCCGAGGCCGCCGUUCAUAUGUUUGAAGGAACGCAUGAAAACCCUGAACUCAUCUGGAAUGAUGAAGCCAGAGAAAAAGUCUGCUCUACUGUCAAGAAUAUGGCUUUAGAACACUACAAGAAGCAGACACUAAAUCCUGACCUAACAUGGAAACUCCCUGAUGAUUAUGUUUCUGCAUUUGUUAAUGAAGCAGUAGGAGAGGUCGUGGUGGCAGGAGUGUAUCUUCGUUUGUUCAUCGCUCAACCAGGAUGGGUGUUAAGAAAACCGAGAGAGUUCACAGUAGAAAUCAUGGAGAAAUUUACAAAGCUGGUUUCAAACCCGGGAUAUCAGGGUGAAGCUCUUGAAACAGUCACACAAGCCAUUUGCUGUCUGUUCACUUCUCAACCAGCACUUGCAGAACAAGUUCCAACACUUGGGCAUCUACCAACUGUGUUCAAAUACAUGGCCAGUAAAAAUGAUGCCGUACCGAAAGCCUGCAUUGCAGUGAUUCAUAUACUGUCAGAUAAUGAGAGUUGUGUCCAUGCUUAUGCCUUGACUGAAUGCAUACGACCACUCAUGCGUGGUAUGAAAACCAGACCAGAUCAGAUCGGAAUAGCAUGUGAUGCCAUGCAUAAAAUGUUCACAGUGGACCAGAGCCCUCAACUCAUACAACAGGUCCUCAAUGCAGAUUUGAUUCCAUUCCUACUUCGACUACUUGAGGGAGAAGGCAUGCAAGGAGUGCCGAACGCUGCUCAAACUAAGGCCCAGAUUGUUAAGUCAUUAAAAGCGAUGAUGGGAAGCUUCGAACAUGGAGAAGAAAUUCAAGGUAUUUUAGAGAAGUCCAGCACUUGGGCAGCUUAUAAAGACCAGAGACACGAUUUGUUUAUUUCUAAUACUAAUAUAUCUGGUUAUCUCACUGGAGGGCCCACAACAGCAGGAUACCUCACUGCAGGUCCAACACAAAGUAUGAUGCCUCAGAAACCCCCUCCAGUGGACGAAAAUUGAAGAGAUCUGGAAACCAUUCCGAAUCAGGGGAUAGUCAACAAGACAGUGUUCGCCCGUAGCACCAAUUACUCUAUCAUUAAAUCAAAUACCUAAUUUAUGCCAUGAGAGAUCAUAUAUUAUUAUGCCUCAUAAUGCUGUUUUGGGAAGCAAUCUUGAUAAAUAAUAAUAAUAAUCAAACAGAUUAUUCUUAUCCAUUGGAUUGUGAUGGCUGCAGGGCCAAGUGUAUACCUAAGUGAAUUAAUAAGGUAUUUGGAUUAAACUUGAUUAAAGUAUAAAAUGAUUUUAAAAUUCAAAUCCAUCUUAUUUAUGGAAUGAGCUUUCUUUAUCUUGUAUUCCCAACAUAGUUCAAUUUCCUCGCUACUAGACUGGCUAUCUCUUCGUUAUAUUGCCCACAUAUGAAAAUCUACUAUUAUAACCUAUUUAAAUCUAAUUAUUGAAGUAUAAAAUAAAUUGUUAAAUUCAAAUUUUUCAUACUUUGUAUCAGACAUGCUUAUGUAACCUGUAUUCUCAACAAAAUACAAUUGGCACAACCAACUAGACAGGCUAUUUCUUCAUUGGUUUGUUAGUGACCCAUGUAUGAGGGUAUAAUUUGACUAUUUGAAUCUAGUCGUCUAUUCCAAUACCCGACAUGGACUGGUAACAUGACAAAAGGCUGUAGCUUUCCAUGUGAUUAAGUCUUAUCAACUUUCCUCUUUUCCGGGAUAAACAUGGGAUUCCUGUUUUAUUCUAAUAAAUAAUCCAGCGAUAAAAAUGAUCUGUAGAAUUGAAAUUUAUAACAAUAUAUAUAUCAGAUGAGCCCAAUUUACCCUAUAUCUCCUGCAUAUUUCAAUAUUCUCACUACUGAAUGGAAUGGGAUAUUUUCUCAUCGCCAUGUAAGCUAGCCAAUGCUCUGGCCUAAGAAUUGUCUCGGCGAAUAAUUAAUUUCUAAACUGUGACCUAUACAUGAAUAUUGAAGGUUAAAUUGUUAUUAUGUUAUUCAUUUUUGCAACCAAAUUUCACAUUUUAGAUUUUUAAAUAAAAUCAGCUUGCAAUAUUAUUAUAUAUUCAUGUAUUUAAAAUAUGAGGACAAUUAUAUAAAAUUGAAUAAUUUUUUGCUAAUAAUAUUCUUAUAUCAGGACUUCCUAAUUAAAUUAUGGCAAUAAUAAUAUUGAGAAAAAUCUGGACCAAAAAUUUUGUCCGAUUUGAUAAAUAUAGACAAUUUCUUAGCAAAUAUUUAUCCAGUAUCAAGAGAUUGCUUUGGAAUUACUGGCCUUAUUUUUGAGCCAUUUUGAUUCAACAAUCACUUCUGAUUUCUUAUUAUUAUCGUGGGUAUUCUUUUUUUUUUUUAAAUAUUUUGUGAAUCGCCUCGUCUUAAGAGUUCACCAACUUAUUCAAGUAUAGCCACAUAGUCUCACCCAGUGAAGUUCAAUUCGGACUCGGGGUGUGAAAACGCACAACAAAAGUAAUUUGUUUGUCUAUUAUUACAAUCUGUGUCCAAGAGAAUACAGUUUUACAGUUCGGGAUACAUGUGAAUUGGCCCUGGGUGCUCUAGGUAUGACGCAGUACAGAAAAUCUGCUACUUAAAUAGCUCUGUAAUGUCAUUAGUUACUUCACCUUUGACUAUAUACAUAGUUAAAAUUCUUAUGAUUGUCGGCCAUAUCAUCGAUGUCGAUCGUUAUAUUAUAUCCUAUUAUGAUUGUUAUUCUGCAAGACUUAUUAUAUCUUGAUUUUGUUUAUGUAUUUUCUGCCUGCUAUUUUAUCUGUAAUUUAAAAUUCACUUAUUUUAACAAAAUCGCGCCAUUGAUGAUAAUCGGCGCUUCGUCAACGGCUUUGUUUAAGUCGUCAUUUCUGAUUAUUAUGUAAGAAUCGCAUACGUGCAAUGUAAUAAUUGUUUCAUCAUAAUGUUCCGCGAUUAUCCACGUGUACUCGCUUGAAAUUAAAUAGUAAAAACGUUUAUUA